Messenger RNA from Fusarium fujikuroi IMI 58289, 948 nucleotides. RefSeq names its product probable NmrA-like family protein. The record is from RefSeq and is a predicted model, not a curated record. The transcript has a single exon. Lineage: Eukaryota; Fungi; Ascomycota; Sordariomycetes; Hypocreales; Nectriaceae. The coding region runs from base 1 to 948 and encodes 315 amino acids.
AUGUCUGGUACAUUUCUCGUCGCCGGCGCCACUGGCAACACGGGACGAGGGGUCGUCACAACGCUAUCGGAACUUCUCAAAGAGAACAAGACCUUCUCAGACUACAAGAUUCUUGCUCUGACACGAUCAGCCAACGGAACUGCCGCUCAACAACUCGCUCGCCUGCCAAACGUCGAGGUCAUUGAACAGAACUGGGUCGAGAUCACCGCAGACUGGCUCCGAGAACGGCACGUCGUCAGAGCUUUCAUCGCCUCGCAUAACGAACCCAAUCAAUUUGCCGAAGAGUCGACAUUCCAUAUCGCUGCUCUCAGCGCUGGCAUUGAGUACGUCGUGCGUAUCUCAACCACCGCUGCAAACGUCCGUCCUGAUUGCCCCGCCUACUAUCCCAGGACGCACUGGGCAAUCGAGACCUUGCUGAGUUCGCCCGAGUUUGAUGCACUUAAAUGGACUUCAUUGCAGCCUAACGUCUUUACCCAAUUUUGGCUUGGUCCUGCUGCUAGCUUGAUCAAGACAUUCCGCGAGACCGGGAAGCAAGAGCCGCUGAGGCUCAUGGCUUCAGAGGAUGCAGCCGUCGGGCCCAUCGAUUCCAACGAAGUCGGAGUCUUUGCAGCUCACCUCUUGGCUUCGGAGGACAUUGAUUCCCACAACAAGGCGAAAUAUGUCUUGAACGGGGCCGAGGAUAUCACUGGACGUCAGAUUGUAGAUCUUGUCGAGGAGUACAUCGGCACCAAGGUUGAGCAUGUCGUCUCCAAGGACAUGUCAUUCAUUGAACAUGCCGCAGCCCAGACACAGCAUUCAAAGAAUGUCAUCUUGUCGAUCAAGCAUGCUCCUGAAACUGCAUGGGAAGGGAAAUGCGGAGUUGACACCACAAGCAAGGAAGUCCUCCAGAUUGCUGCGCCCAAGAAGACGCCUGCUGAGAUUCUCAAGGCAUUGAUUCAAGGUCCCUAG